AUGACAGAGAUACUUGCUCAAGACGGAAUGAUAAUCGCAAAAAAACUUGAUGGUAUGAUGGUUCGUAAGUGCGUAGCCAUGGCAAUCAUAGAGCAUGAUCUCCCAUUUUCUUUUGUGGAGUAUAAGAGAGUUAGACAAUUGCUCAAAUACAUGAAUCCAGAUUUCAAACCAAUUUCUAGGAAUACCAUUGUUGCUGAGGUCCAGAGAUUGCAUCAAGAUCAUAAAGAGAAACUGAAAAUGGAGAUAGCUUCUGUCCCUAAUAGAAUUUGUUUGACUGCCGAUGUUUGGAGAUCUAUAGCUAUUGAAGGAUAUAUAUGCCUUACUGCGCAUUAUGUUGAUGAUAGCUGGAGAUUAAAUAGUAAGAUACUAUCUUUUAGUGUCAUGCCUCCUCCGCAUUCUGGAAAUGAGUUGGCGAAGAAAGUUCUCGAUUGUUUGAAAGAUUGGGGGAUAGAAAACAAAAUAUUCUCGCUCACGCUUGAUAAUGCCUCAGCUAACGAUACUAUGCAGAGUAUAUUGAAGGACCAGCUUUGUCUACAAAAUGGAUUAUUAUGCGAUGGAAAAUUUUUCCAUGUUCGAUGUUGUGCACAUAUUUUAAAUCUUAUUGUGCAAGAAGGAUUAAAAGUGGUUGAUUCUGCCUUGUAUAAGAUCAGGGAAAGUGUGAAGUAUGUUAAGUGGUCAGAAGGAAGGAUGAAUAUGUUUAAGGACUGUUGUGAGCAAGUUGGCGUUGAUAGCAGGACAGGUUUGCUUUUAGAUGUUUGUACCAGAUGGAACUCGACUUAUAUGAUGCUCAAGAUUGCUAUUAAGUAUGAACGUGCAUUUAGUAGUCUGCAAUUGCUUGAUCGGAACUAUAAGUAUAAUCCAUCAACACAAGAGUGGCAAAGAGGAAUAAAGAUUUGUGAGUUUUUGGAGCCAUUCUAUGAGAUCACCAACUUGUUUUCUGGGUCUAAAUAUCCUACUUCCAAUUUAUAUUUCUUUCAAGUAUGGAGAAUAGAGUGUUUGCUGAAGGACUACAUGAAAAACGAAGAAGAUGAAAUCAUUCAAUCUAUGGCCAUCAAUAUGAAGGGGAAGUUCGAUAAGUAUUGGGAGGAGUAUAGUGUGACCCUUGCGUUAGGAGCUGUUUUGGAUCCUAGAAUGAAGUUGGAAUUAUUGGAGUUUGCUUACAGUGAGAUUGAUCUGAGCACUUCCAAGGAAAAAAUUGAUCUUGAAAAUUGGAGAUUUGAGUUUAAACGACGCAAUUUCAAGGAAAUCGAAUGGAAAACAAAUGAGUACAAAAUUGGUCUGGUUUAA
This is a messenger RNA of Tarenaya hassleriana, 1287 nucleotides long. Its product is annotated as zinc finger BED domain-containing protein RICESLEEPER 2-like. The record is from RefSeq and is a predicted model, not a curated record. Gene Ontology annotation, molecular function: DNA binding. Lineage: Eukaryota; Viridiplantae; Streptophyta; Magnoliopsida; Brassicales; Cleomaceae. The coding region runs from base 1 to 1287 and encodes 428 amino acids. The transcript is spliced from 2 exons.